AUGCGGAAGAGGUACCAGGGAAUGCUUUCAAGAGAUCCGCCCCGGAAGAAGCUUCAUCAAAAGGGAGAGGGGGGGAGGGGACGAAGGGAGGAAAAAGAGGGCGGNCCGCGGGGGGGCCCAGCCGCCGCCGCCGCCGCCUCCUCUACGCUGCCCGCCGCGCCGGGGGGCAGCGUGUUCCCGGCCGGCGGCGGGCCCCUGCUCACGGGCGGCGCGGCCGUGCACAUCUCCGCCGCCGGCGCUGCCAAGGCCACCCUGUCCUGCCGCGUCUUCCUGCUCGACGGGACCGAAGUGAGCGUGGACCUGCCGAAACAUGCCAAAGGCCAGGAUCUGUUUGAUCAGAUCGUGUACCACUUGGACCUCGUGGAAACAGAUUACUUCGGCCUCCAGUUCCUCGACUCUUCCCAGGUUGCUCACUGGCUGGAUCAUUCCAAACCCAUAAAAAAGCAGAUGAAAAUUGGACCUGCUUAUGCUUUGCACUUUCGAGUUAAAUAUUAUUCUUCAGAACCGAACAACCUUCGUGAAGAGUUUACAAGGUACCUGUUUGUUUUACAACUCAGGCAUGACAUUCUUUCAGGAAAAUUGAAAUGCCCCUAUGAAACGGCUGUGGAAUUAGCUGCUCUCUGUCUACAAGCGGAGCUGGGGGAGUGCGAGCUUCCAGAACACACGCCAGAGCUUGUGUCUGAGUUUCGGUUCAUUCCAAAUCAGACAGAAGCGAUGGAAUUUGAUAUCUUCCAGAGAUGGAAAGAGUGCAGGGGAAAGAGCCCUGCCCAGGCGGAACUGUCCUAUCUGAAUAAAGCGAAGUGGCUGGAAAUGUAUGGGGUAGACAUGCACGUUGUCAGGGGAAGAGAUGGCUGUGAAUAUUCUCUUGGACUGACCCCGACAGGCAUAUUAAUCUUUGAAGGAGCUAACAAAAUAGGCUUAUUCUUUUGGCCUAAAAUUACCAAAAUGGAUUUUAAAAAGAGCAAAUUGACACUGGUGGUGGUAGAGGAUGAUGAUCAGGGACGGGAACAGGAACAUACGUUCGUAUUCCGGCUGGACAGCGCCAGAACCUGCAAGCACCUCUGGAAGUGUGCGGUGGAGCAUCACGCCUUCUUCCGACUGCGGAUGCCGGGAAAUAGCAAAUCGAACAGAUCAGACUUUAUCCGGCUGGGGUCUCGCUUCAGAUUCAGUGGGCGGACAGAGUAUCAAGCCACACAUGGCACCAGGUUACGAAGAACCAGCACCUUCGAGCGGAAGCCUAGUAAACGCUAUCCAUCCCGGAGACAUUCGACAUUCAAAGCAAGCAACCCGGUGAUAGCGGCUCAGUUCUGCUCUAAAACAAAUCCCGAAGUCCAUAAUUACCAGCCUCAGUACCAUCCCAAUAUCCACCCCAGCCAGCCUCGGUGGCACCCUCACUCUCCAAAUGUAAGCUACCCGCUCCCUUCCCCAGGGCUCAGCAGCUCGGACCGGCUGCCUUUCGGCAUUGAGGAGAACGGGGGCCCUACCCGCGCCUCAGCCAGGCACCACCAUCACCAGCACCAGCACCACCCAAACUAUGGCCUCUCGCUGACUCUGGAGAACAAGGAGGGGCCUUCCAGGUCUCCAAACUCCAGCAGUAAAUCCCUGACAAAACUGAGUCCAGGACGGCCUGCCCUGUUCAAUGAAGCUGCCGCCCAUCUAAAGAAGCUGGAACUGGAGACGGUGAAAGCUGCUGGACCCUGGCCUGCUCUGCACAUCAACAUAAAUAAGGCUGAAGAAAAAAAAAUUUCCGAGAAGACUCUUCAGACCCCUCUUUUGCCUUCCCCCAUAGCCGACCAUGUGAAGUGUAACAUUUUGAAAGCCCAGCUGGAGAACGCAUCGCGAGUGAGUGCCCAGGUUGGAAAAGAGGAAUCAACAUUUGUAAAUAUCAAUAAGAAAUCCAGUCUUCAGGAUGCUAAUGUAAGAAGUCCUAUUCCUAUACGUGUGGAAACUACCCAGCCAGCAGUGGAAAAGCCGGAAAUCAAGCCUCCCCGAGUGAGGAAGUUAACAAGACAAUACAGUUUUGAUGAAGACGACCUCCCUCCUGACCUGGCCGCGGCAGUGGGAGCGCCCAUCGCCACAGCCACAAACACUACCAUGGCCACCACGCAAGUCUCCGUGCCGCCGGCGUCCCCCAGGGGCCACAAACUCAGCUCGCCUCAGAACUCAGAAGGCAAGGGCCAGCUGUCCCCAGGGGCCAAGAGUCCCUCUAACCGAGGAGGUGCUUUUACCUUGGAGCCAGGUGAUCUCCUGAUGGACUUCACAGAAGCCACUCCUCUGGCAGAGCCCGCCAGCGCCCCCCACUGUGCCCACUCUCGCUGUUCUCCUCCACUCUCUCCCCCCAUGAAGGAAGAGACCACUGGAGUUUGCAUGCAUCCUCCAAUCAAAACGAGGCUGAUAAAAACAUUCCCGGUUGAUCCAGUGACCCCAUUUCCUGAUGCUUUCAAUUCAGGGCCACAGUUCACCGCGGACUUUAGAGACAGUAAAUUGCCAUGCUGUCCUGGCCAGUCUUCCCCACUGAUUCCAGCAGUGACCCUGAGGCCUUUGACAGAGACCAUCUCCACAGUGCAGACCAUCUACACCACUCGGAAACCUGUUUCUCUGGCAGCCAGUGCAGAGACGCUCCGGCAGGAACUGGAGAGAGAGAAAAUGAUGAAAAGACUGUUGAUGACCGAACUGUGA
Messenger RNA from Neomonachus schauinslandi (Hawaiian monk seal), 2679 nucleotides. RefSeq names its product erythrocyte membrane protein band 4.1 like 4B (gene EPB41L4B). Bases 1 to 2679 code for a protein of 892 amino acids. NCBI's taxonomy places the organism in Eukaryota, Metazoa, Chordata, Mammalia, Carnivora, Phocidae. Gene Ontology annotation, molecular function: cytoskeletal protein binding. The transcript is spliced from 28 exons. Gene Ontology annotation, cellular component: cytoskeleton. The record is from RefSeq and is a predicted model, not a curated record.